CCACCGCCCCCAAAGACCCACUCAAAGCCCAACCCCAUAUCCCAAAAAUUGUUUUCUACUUUCCUUCCUCUCUCCCUCGCCCUCCCUUCCUCUCCCUUCCUCCGCCCUCAGGCUCAAGCACCACCUCCACCUUGACCCUCUGAGCUCUGAUGGGGCUCCCUUAUAGCUGCCCUCUCCAUCCUUAAACUCAAUCCAUUCAUUCUCCUAUCUCUCCCCUCUCUUAGGCGAGAAGAAGAAGAAGAGGAAGAAGAAGCUAUUUAUAACCUAUAGAUAUCCCUCAAAGAGGAGGAAAGUGGUAGCAUAAGCAAGAGAGGGAGAGACAGACAGUUGCCUAUCUCUCCUCCUCUCUUCUUCGUUCUUCUCUUCUUGAGUUUCUUCGCCUCAUUUCUUUUCCUCUGUGAGUGGAUUCAGAAUCCGGAAAAACAAACACACAGAAUUCGUUUUCAUUUAUUUAUUCAUUCAUUCUUUCAAUUUUUGAUUUGAUUUGUUAUUGGAUUUGAUCGUUGAUCUCCUUGGGUUUGGGAGUUUGAAUCGUUUGGGAUCGCUGCGGGCAUGGCGGACAUCGUGAAGCAGAUCCUGGCGAAGCCGAUUCAAUUGGCGGACCAGGUGACCAAGUUUGCCGACGAUGCCCAAACCUUCAAGCAGGAGUGCGCCGAACUCAAAUCCAAAACGGAGAAACUUGCCGCCCUCCUCCGCCAGGCUGCCCGUGCUAGCUCCGAUCUUUACGAGCGCCCAACUCGCCGCAUCAUCGAUGAUACAGAGCAGGUCCUUGACAAGGCCCUCACUCUUGUCUUCAAAUGCCGCGCUAAUGGCCUCAUGAAGCGGGUCUUUACCAUCAUCCCUGCCGCUGCCUUCAAAAAAAUGUCUUCCCAACUCGAGAACUCAAUCGGUGAUGUCUCCUGGCUCCUCCGCGUUUCUGCCUCUGCGAACGAUCGCGACGACGAGUACCUUGGCCUUCCCCCCAUCGCCGCCAACGAGCCCAUCCUCUGCCUUAUCUGGGAACAGAUCGCCACUCUAUACACUGGAUCCGUCGAAGACAGAUCCGACGCCGCCGCAUCCCUCGUAUCCCUCGCCCGCGACAACGACCGUUACGGAAAGCUCAUAAUCGAGGAAGGUGGAGUGGUUCCCCUUUUGAAGUUGGUCAAGGACGGACGAGCGGAAGGCCAGGAGAACGCUGCCCGUGCUAUUGGCCUCCUUGGCCGCGACCCGGAGAGCGUGGAGCACAUGAUCCCCGCUGGUGUCUGUGCGGUGUUUGCGAAAAUCCUCAAAGAAGGUCCCAUGAAGGUUCAGGCAAUGGUGGCCUGGGCUGUAUCUGAGCUUGCCGCCCAUCACCCCAAGUGCCAAGAUCAUUUCGCCCAGAACAAUAUAAUUCGGUUGCUCGUCGGUCAUCUGGCCUUCGAGACCAUUCAGGAACACAGCAAGUAUGCGGUGACCAGUAACAAAGCCGUGCCCCUGUCCAUUCAUUCGGUGUUAAUGGCUAGUAACCAACCCAGUCCCAAUGCCGACGGCAGCAUCCCCGCCGUUCAAACUAACAAACCCAAUGAAGACGAGAGUCAGAUCGCUCAUCCACUGGGUCGCCAGCAGCAGAACCAGAUGCUUAAUGUGGUCACAAACACCAUGGCCAUGAGGGGCACCUCAAAGCCACCCCAAUCACAAGGUAACAAUCCCAGCAACACACACCAACCGAACCACGUCAAGAACUCCAAACAAAAUCACCAACAGAAUCAUAAUCUUCACCAGCAGCACGUUGCUCUGGCCGGGGGUAGCAUCAAGGCGAGGGAAUUUGAAGACCCAGCCACCAAGGCCAACAUGAAGGCAAUGGCAGCCAAAGCCCUUUGGCAUCUCGCCAAGGGAAAUUCCGCCAUAUGCCGGAGCAUCACCGAGUCGAGAGCCCUCCUUUGCUUCGCUGUCCUCCUGGAGAAAGGCCCCGAUGAGGUCCAAUUCAAUUCUGCUAUGGCCUUAAUGGAGAUUGCUGCCGUUGCCGAUCAAGACGCUGAGUUGAGACGCUCUGCAUUCAAGCCCAAUUCCCCUGCUGCUAAGGCCGUUUUCGAUCAGUUACUAAGCAUCAUAGAGAAGGCAGAUUCAGACCUCCUCGCACCCUGCGUCAAGGCCAUGGGCCACUUAGCGAGGACUUUCCGAGCCACAGAGACGAGGAUCAUUGGGCCAUUGGUGCGAUUGCUUGAUGACAGAGAAGGGGAAGUUUCUAGGGAGGCUGCUAUUGCACUCACUAAGUUUGCCUGCGGUGAGAAUUACCUACACGUCGAUCACUCAAAGGCCAUAAUCAACGCAGGAGGGGCGAAACAUCUCAUUCAGCUUGUCUAUUUUAGCGAGCAGAUUGUUCAGAUACCGGCAUUGAUUCUGUUAUGCUACAUUGCAUUGCAUGUCCCAGACAGUGAGGAACUUGCACAAGCAGAGGUUCUUACUGUGCUCGAAUGGGCAUCGAAGCAGGGUUACAUGGUACAAGAUCCUACCGUCGACACCUUAUUGCCGGAGGCCAAAGGUAGAUUGGAGCUCUAUCAAUCCAGAGGUUCAAGGGGAUUCCAUUGAUUCACUGUGCACAAGAUGUAAGAUGUAUUUGUCUUUGUCUUUUUUUUUUUUUUUUUUUGAUGAUGGAGUGUAUAUAAGAUUAGGUUUCUGGAUCAUUAGAAUCCCCAUAAGAUCAAAGUUCCAUUCUUCUUCCACCUUUUAAGUUGUUGAUAGUUUGAUGAUACGCACUUCUGUAAUGUGUACUUGACUGCAUGGGUGUUUGUGGAUGAGACAUUGAGGCCUGAGUAAGAAGGUGCAGGUGUGGAACUUGGAAGGGGUCUCCCUCUCACACUCAAUACUCUCACCAUCUCCCAGUUUAUAUAUAACUGUUUUAAUUCCAUGUU
This is a messenger RNA of Macadamia integrifolia, 2870 nucleotides long. RefSeq lists its product as uncharacterized. Bases 553 to 2547 code for a protein of 664 amino acids. The transcript has a single exon. Gene Ontology annotation, molecular function: protein binding. Lineage: Eukaryota; Viridiplantae; Streptophyta; Magnoliopsida; Proteales; Proteaceae. Gene Ontology annotation, biological process: cell surface receptor signaling pathway. The record is from RefSeq and is a predicted model, not a curated record.